Podarcis lilfordi (Lilford's wall lizard) is the source of this 40486-nucleotide messenger RNA. Lineage: Eukaryota; Metazoa; Chordata; Lepidosauria; Squamata; Lacertidae. The record is from the annotation of a GenBank genome assembly.
AAACAAAAUCUGGAGGGACACGUUCCCGUGCCGCUGUCAACCGGGUCGGGACUUAAAAGAGAGGAUCCUACGGAGGCGAGGAGGCGUGAUAAAAGCAGCAAUGCCACUCUUUUGGGAGCGAGCAUUAAGAUCACGAGGACGCGGGGGAGGGGGUGUGAGAAAGCGAUCUGUGCUCUCUUGACGCUGUAAAUCACUUGGAGAGGAGCCUUUCUUAUAAAAGAGAGCGCGCAAGCAAGCAAGCAAGCCAGCGCAGGCGAGGAGAAAUAUAUAUAUAUAUUUCGGCAGCCCGCCCGCUCCACUUCUUCGCACCCACUCGCUUCCUGAACAGCGUACGUCACCGAAAGCUUCGGUUUGACGCGCCCGCCCUCCCCUUCCUCCUGGGCGUCCCUUCCUUCCCUCGUCGGCUUUGGGUGCCGAGAGGGAGGGACGGAAGAGGCGGCCAUCUUGGGCUCCGCUCGCUCGCUCUCUCGCUCGCCGGCGCUGUGCGCGUGUGUGUGAGAGGUGGGGGCGGGGGGGCGGGAGCGAGGCAGCGUCUGGGGCAGGGAGGGGCUGGCUGGCCGGGCUCCCUUUUGCGGAAGUGGGUGGCUUCGCUCCCCCAGAGUGGAAGGAAGGAGAGAGCGCGAGCCCAGCGGGGUCCUCCGCACCUUUCCCCCAGCGCCGUCUCGACCCGAAGGAGGAUGGCAGGGCGGCUCCCGGCCUGCGUGGUGGACUGUGGCACAGGGUGAGCGGCGGCGAGGAGAGAUUGAAUGGGCUACUUGCUACUGCUCUUAUUCUUAUUUUUUUUUUGGCAUUUCUUUGCAUUUCUUCUUUCUGUUGCUGCUUUUUCUGCUGCUGACAGUGUUGGAGAGGGCGGGGAAGGGAGCCAUUGAGCCUUGCGAUUCCCUUUCAUUCGGGGCUGUGAAUGCGGGUGGGAGUGGUAGCUUGCCUUUUCAUUUAAAAAAAAGCAAGGGGGGCGGCGGCGGCGGAAGGGACGUCGGUUCCACCCCCCCACCCCAGCGCCAGGCAUCUUUUAUCUGUCCUCCUCCCCACGCAUGUCUCCCCCUCCUCUCUCCCACCCACCCCCAGCCCUUCCCCUCUUACUGGUGCCUAUAUUAGCCUUCAACUUGUGAAAAGAUUAAGAGGAGAAAGGGUCAUGUGCAGGAAGGAAUGGGAGUGGGGAAGAGGUGGGGUCCCCCCCCUUCAUUUUCCUCUGACUGGCCUUUUCUGAGCAGGUUGCCCAAUGGCCCUCCUUCCUGCUUUUUUAAGCAUCCAGAACUGUGUGCCUUUGUGGGAGGGAGAGGGGAGUCACACCCUAAACAGCACAGCUUCCCUCACCUUCCCGUUUUUUAAAUAUGUGGGAUUGGCCCUUACUCAUUCCUUUAGAGGCGUCGGCCUUCUGUGGAAGUGGGGGUUGCAUUGUCUUCAUCAUAAAGUCGUUCAGGCUGCAAUUUGCCAGAGUUGUUUUUUUUAAAAAAUAUUAUUCAAUGUGUUGGUUGCAGCAGGGUGACCAAAUAUAUUGGCUCUCUUCUUCCAGACUGGGAACAGGCUAGCUUCUGAAAAUGGGCACUUAUAUAUCCUAAGAUCAGGAUUUUUUAAAAUUUUUACCCUCUUUGCUUCAGAGAGAACUCAUCCACCGUCAGUUCAUUUCAACGGCCUGGUUAGCUCUCUCAGGAAGCAGCGCUGCUUCAUUGCUUUCUGAAAGGAAAAUGCACUUUCAUAGAGCUUAGGCGCAGAGUCAAGAUCAGCAUAGAUCUUGUUUCUUUUAUCCUUAUUUCUUUUAAAUCCAGGCUGGGUGAUCUGUAAUUGUCUCCAAAUCUGAAUAUGCAUUUAUACUAUGUGGAUUAUUUAGAGUGGCAGUUUUGCUCAGCAGUGCCAUGAUUUUUCCAUAUGUGUCAUUUAUUCAGCCUUACUUCUCUCUGUGUGGGUGAAAAAAAAAAGAAAAAAGUCCACCCUCUCUUGUGAGCAAGCGCAGAGGAACUUCCUUAGUUUUGUCAAAGGCUCUUCCUUCUUUCAGGCUUUUAUACCUUAUAAGGCAGUUUUCAGUGUCAAACCUGAACCAAAUCUUUUUUAGAAACCGCUUUUCUUAUUUAGUAAUUGCCGGUUGGUGAUAAGAGAGAAAAAAGUAAUGCUUAAUACUUAAUGUGUGCCUGUAGAAAAGAGCUUUAUGGGAUAGUUGCAGAGAUUCUUUCUGCUGCUCUUUCCAGGAGGUGGUGAACAAAACGUUGGAGGUACAACUGCAGGAAGCAAAGGCUUCCUCAAAUAGAUACUUUGUAGCCUUCAUGCCAGUGCCUUAGGGGAACUGGGUUUGAGGGAAGUUCUCUUUUUGACCACCAUUUUCAGAUAACUGGAAUGGGGGCGGGGAACUGAGAUACUUUAGUGUGCAGAUCAUAUAUGCAGCCUCCAACACAGAAACUGUAACUUAACUGUAGAAUCAGUUGUCAUUCCACCAACUUUAACUCCUGUUUAAAAAAGAUGCCCAGUUACAAAUUUCCUUCAUUGUUUGGAAAAAAGGAUUUUAGAAUUUGAUCAAAUGUGCAGUUACAUAAUCUUUUAAAAUUGUGACCUUGUCUUUCAAUUUUAAAAGAGAAAAAGAUUGCGGGGGCGGGGCGGAACAUUUGAUUACGGGUUGUUCAUAUAAAUGGAGCAGAGUAUGUAAGAUUGACAGCAACACAUAUCUGACAGUUUUAAAAUUAAAUAUGUUAUAAACUCAUUGAAAUGCAUUUUGUACUCAUUGCAUUUGGGCUGUCACACUUACCUAGAACAUAUCCUGGUGUUGUGAUAAACUUAGAAUGCUUCUACAAAAUGCAAUACUUAAAAUGACAUGUAGGUUGCAGGUUCUGCUCUGCAAACUGUUUCUGAAGCUUUCAUUUUGUACUUGUAGAGGAGACCUCUUUGGGGCCUUGCUGUCAACUAUAGGCAUUCUUGAGUGUGAGUGUAAUAAAUGAGGAUAACUGCAAGAGGACAAGGGGACUUAAGUCCAGAUUCUACAAGGGGCUCUGCAAAUGAACACAUAACUGCCUCUUUGAUUGCAGAGCACAUCCUCUUUUAAUUUGGUAGCUAGCUAUUCCUUCCAUUUUUAUGUUGUGAUGUUUUACCGUGCGCAAACAAUUUGUGCCCUCUUCACCCCUCCCACAGGGAGGUAACAAACCAUUACUCCAGGUUUGGCAUUGUGUCUGAACCAGGGGCUGUGGUUUGUUUUGCUCACAGCACGAUGGAUAAAUCAAGCACAAGCAUUAGAUUAUUGUGACAGGUGUAGAAAGAAACAAACCACAAUCCCUGGUUCAAAUGUAGCACAGAGCCAGAAAUUGUGGUUGGUUUCCGCUUGUACUAGUGGGGAGGAGCUAAGAGUACAAUUUCAAUCCUAUACAGUAAGCCAUGGGGGCUUACCAUGAUGUGCAAAUGUGGCCAAUACGUUUGCAAAAUUCAGACUUCUAGGUGCCACCUUAAGAAAUGUGGAAAGCUCUGAAAGUUUAACAGGAUUUCCAAGUGUUCUUUAGUUGGUAUCACACUCUUUCACUAAUGCUGCUUUAAUAACAGUACUGAAGAGUAACCUUGCCAUGGACAACACAAUAUUAAUUUUUCUUCAAGGCCUUACGUGCCACAUGUGAAGAUGUGAAAGUCAAGGUGCACCCGAUGCAUUCUGCUCAUCCGUACUGUAUUAUAUAUGAGAUACCUCACUCUGCAUCUGUCUGCACUGUAAACAUGGAUGGGUUCCAGCCAGUGUGAACAGUUGGAGGCUCGAAUGGUGGGAGGAGUGGAGAUCUCAUUCAUUUUGCUUAUGUGCAGUGCUUUCAUAGAGUCAUAGAAUUGUAGAGUUGGAAAGUACCCUAGGAUAAUCUAGUCUAACCCCCCUGCAAUGCAGGAAUAGUCAGCUGUCCCAUAUGGGGACAUGCAACCUUGGCAUUAUCAGCACCAUGCUGUAUCCAACUGAGCUAUGCAGGCUGAAAUCUAAAAGUUUGCAGAAAACUCCCUAUAACAUAUGAAUGGUUCCUGGUCCUGGUUCCAAUUGUAAAGUGCUGUGCGCUGACUAGUACAGCUGCAGUUAAAGGUGACUCAUAGUAUCACGGAUGUACAGUGCAUCAGUGUGAUUCCCCCCAAAAACUUUCAGAAGUGCACAGGAGACAUACAGAAGUCCAAUUAUGCACUGGACAUUUACUACAGACUUGAAAUCUGGUUUCUGUUUAUUUGAUGCUCCUGGAUGUUUGGGGGGGGGACACAUUUUCCCUUUACUAUUUACUGCAGCAAAAGAUGGUGUUCCAAGUUGUAGGCAUUGGGAUCCUAGUGUCAGCUAAGUAAAUGUGUAUGCAAGUUCUUAAAAAAACUUGAAGCCUUAUUGUGUGACAGAAGUUAGAAUCCUGCUGACCUGAUGCAUGUGAUGGGUUAUGAAUGAAAAUUGCUCAGUUCAGAUAUCACACCAAACAACAAUUUGUACUAACUAUGGUUUGAGGUUUCAAAGCCAUGGUUUAAAUUUGCUCGUCUGCUCUUGUUUCUCAUUGCUUAGUGUACACAACUCUAUGGCAUAGCUACAGCUGUAACUAAUGUUGGUCAAUUCAGAUAUCACGCCAAAUUAUAUUUAGCAUAAACCAUGGUUUCUGAUUAUGGCUUAUUGCAAAAACAUGACCUGUCAGUUCAGACAUCUUGGUAAACCAUAACCAAUUUUUUUUUUCACUGAAGCAUGCAUAAUUUGGAAAACCAUACAUCUCUAAGUACAACACAGGUGCUUAGGUAAUCGGUUUUGAUUUGUGCAAUAACAUGUAUUUGUAUGGUCCAUCAGGAUGUCUUUUGCACACCACAUUAGUUCAGCUACUUACUCAUAGCAUGCUUAGGUCAUUGAUUAUACUGUGUGUUUUUAUUCUGAUUUUGCCUUUAGUAUUUGUAUUUGCAAAUGGAAGCAUCCCACCAGCUAUAUUGUUAAAUGUAGUUAGCAUCAAAUUGCUAUUAAAUGUUUCAGAUAGCAAGCCUAACCAUGUCUACUUAGAAGUAAGUCACAUUGAAUUCAGUGGGGCAUACACUUAGGUAAGUGGGCUUAGGAUUGCUGCCUUAGUUACUAUGCUGAUGUGUUUGGGACUAUGGGUUGUUGUUUUUUUUGUAGAAGAUUUCAGAAGUUGUAGCUUUUUCAGCAAGCCUUGUUAUUCUACUUAUUAAAACAUUUUAUAAAUUGAGUUAAAUAAGCUGCAGCAUAGUCCUGCGCCCUCAUACUGAUGCAUGAGUCCUACUGAUCUCAGUAUCACUCAAGUGCAUGUAAAUGAAACAGAAUUAUGACCUUUAUUAUUAAACAUAACAGAGACCUGUUUUUGCUGCAGAAGAAUGGGUUUUGGGUAUAUGUUUUAACUCUAAAAGGGCUGCUUGUUCUAUGCCUCUCCAAAGACCAGUUUCCCAUAUACAGUAGUAGUGAGUGUUGUGCUCCACCCAGCUUUAAAUUUGAAUUCAUACAACUCAGGAUGAUACUUUACAGCUAGGAGGAUCUUACUUUUUACGAGUGUAUGUGAAGUCUCUGAAAGAACAAUCCUACAUUUUGUCCAUGCUUUAGGUUUUUGUAAAGAAGUGUACAGUAAGCUACCAUAGGAAAGGUUUUCAUUUUUAGGCCUUGCAGUUAUAUUUCAAGCAGCAAUGUAAUUAUAUAGAGUCUAUUCCUAACAGGUGAUAUUGAAUUGCUAGAUCAGGGCUCAGAGAGAAGGUCAGGUAUUGAUUUUCAGACAGAAGUUUCCCCAUAGUCAAUUCUAAACGAGCAGAAGUGUAAACUUCUGUGUUUGAAAUUCUGUAGCUUAAUUGACACUCAGCCAAGAAGACACUGCUUUAUUUUUGUAGUCUCAUAUACUAAAAAAUGCAUACAGUAUGUAAAACAAAUAUUAAAAUGUUGGACACAUUAGACUUCUGUUUAUCUCCCUUCCCUUCCCAGAAACUCAUAAUUUUAGCUCAAUUCUUUACUGGAAACUUUAAAAAAAAACCAUUCGUAUGCAUCUCAAGGGUGAACAAACUAUUCUCCAAGUCAUGUUGAAUAUUUAUAUUGAAUGGGUUUAACCAUUACUUUUGUAGCUACGCUGAAAUUUAUUCCAAUGCUGAAUAUCAUUCUGCUCUGUAGUAAGAGCUGACCAUAUGCUGAACUCUUUGUUUCUUCAUGUUUGUUAUGAAUAACUGUUCUAGUCUAUGCCAGGCUUUUGUUUUUGGGAGUACUCAUGGUAGCAUAGUUUGACAGAAGGCCUUGGACACUUGUGAGGUGUGUUAGAUUAUAUUGAUUUAUAAGCUGUCUUCAGUAUUUUAAAAAAAUGUCUCAAGAGUUCUGUAAAUAAAGUAAAAAUUAAAUUUUCUUGCUUUUGUGUCGAUAUGGAAAGUGUGUUUGGCUUGCUAAGGGUUUGUUUUUUAAAAACUUACUCUGCCAAGGAAUAUUUAUAGUUUUCUAUAAAGUUGUAAGCUGACACAAGUUACUGUAACAGAAUAAUGGUCUUGGUUUUCUUCUAAAAAUACAAAUGUUUCAAACUGGUAUUUUGAGUAUAAAAGAAAAAGUAAUCAUGUAUCACCACCAUAGAAGUAAAAAACAAUCAAUCACCCACUUUAGUUACUGGAAUGACUCCAGUUUUAAAGUGCGUUAAAAACAAUGUGCUCAAAUGGAAAAAUAAAUUUAGUGGGUAUAGUUAUUCUAUACCUAUGGUAUAUCUGUAUAUUUACUUGGAUGAUAUGCCCAUAAAUGACAGUCAAUAUCUUUUGUGCUGUUCACCUGACAAGGCAGGUUCUCCUUUAGUAGUGUGUGGCGCUGUGGGUUAAACCAUAGAGCUUGCCGAUCAGAAGGUCGGCAGUUCGAAUCCCCGCGAUGGGGUGAGCUCCCGUUGUUCGAUCCCUGCUCCUGCCAACCUAGCAGUUCGAAAGCAUGUCAAAGUACAAGUAGAUAAAUAGGUACUGCUCCAGCGGGAAGGUAAACGGCGUUUCCGUGCACUGCUCUGGUUCGCCAGAAGCGGCUUAGUCAUGCUGGCCACAUGACCCGGAAGCUGUACGCCGGCUCCCUUGGCCAAUAAAACGAGAUGAGCGCCGCAACCCCAGAGUCGGCCACAACUGGACCUAAUGGUCAGGGGUACCUUUACCUUUACCUUUUAUGUUACCAUUUCCUGUCUGGAACUGUUAAUUUAAUCUCUUGCUUGGUAGUUUCCAUUUUGGUAUGAUUAGUUAUACAACAUUUAACAAGUACAGAUCUCAAGGGAUUUUGAUUAAGAACUGAAAGUGGGCUUCACACAUUACACAGUUGGUGUAUGACUCCCAUGUUCUCUUUAUGCAUGACUUGGGUAACAUCAAAAACAAAACUCAGCAUUGCUUCUGUGGGUUAUGACUGAGGUUGAUGACUGUCAUGUCCGCAGAGAGGAAAUACAAGUUGCUUGCACUUCCUCUUGUACAUUUCACAGAAAUGAGGGCAAAGUUAUUCUAAGAGAAAUUAACCAAUUGUAUUCUCAAGUGCAUUUUCAAUCUAUCUGUAUGUCUAGUUUUUCCCCCUUUUCAGUUUGCAGUUAACAACUUGACAGCAGGAAGAAUAAUAAUCACUUGUCAUUGGAAGAGUUCUGAAAUCCUUUCAGUAGGGGUAGGUGAUAGGAAUGUGUGGGAGGUUGUCGUUAUAGUGAAGCUGGCAAGUCAUGGGAGCUUCAAGGGGAAGGAGAAAUUAAUUCAGAGAGAUAUUGAUAACCCAUACAGAAUUUUGGAACACCAGAGGAACAGUCAUGAUUAAUGAGGAUACAGAAUUUUCCAAAAGAUAAGAAAAUAGAAUUGAAUAUCUAACUCCUAUAUGUAAUAGUAAGUAGGAAGGCAAUGUGGAAAUGAAGGUUGUUGGAGGGUUAGCUGGGAUAACAGUGGAAUACUGAUGAUGAUAGGGUUACUCAAAGACUUAUCAAAAUUGUUCUUGUGGAGUAUUAUAAUAUAACAUUGGAAGUCAAUACUUAAAAAGUAUAAUUCAAAACCGAACUGUCUACCAGAUUUUUCUAGAUUCACAUUUAAAGUUUGCAUACGAGAAGCAUUUGGUGUGAAAUGUAGAAGUGAAAUUCAGUUUGCGUAGGUUUUGUAAGAUUAUUUCAGUUACCUGAAGUUUUUUCUUCUCAGACCAUGGCUGAGCACCAGUCCUACCCCUCUCUGGUCUUCUUUCACACUCCAUGUGCAUUUUUGCUUGGCUCUUGAUGCUCGAUAAUGACUUGCCUCAAUGGAGGAAAGAGGUGUAUGUAGACGUUAGUCCAUAGUAUAAAGAUAAAAUUUGCAUACAUUGCUCCACCCACUUUAACCUAUGUCUCCUACCUACCAGUAGUAUAUGGCCCUCAUAAGGUUUCCCAGAAAGGAAUGUGGCCCUUGGGGGGGGUUCUCAGCCUCUGUACAUAGUUGGUGUCUGGUAGUUGACUUACAUAGUCUGGUUAUCUUGUAUAGUUGUUUUGAGAAGGUUGUGCUCUAGUAAAUAGCACUAGGUGUUAUUAGUGACAUAAGUGUCGAGCAACUAACCUUCUACUCCUAGAAAUUCCAAGAUAUAAUACAAGUUUCAUCUCAUUUUGCUUUAUGAAGAAUUUGUGAAGGUGCUAAGUGUUUUCAGGUCCCUGAAAAUACACACAGGUCCUGCUUUACAAACACAAAUUCACUUAUCCAAACACAAGGAAAUAGUACCCAAACCUUUCUCAGGAACGCAUUAGAAAUUUCCCCAUAGGAAUAAAUGGAAAUCAUUGAUUCGUUAUGUGAACACUUGCCUAACUUGCCAUUUCCAGGGAACACUUGCCAUUUCCAGGGAAUAUGUUGUGGUCUGUAAAACAGGACCUGCGUAUAAAACUGAAAGCAGGUUAUUUGAGUUAGAUCUUAACAUAUGGGCAGGACUAUAUGGGUGCAACCAGAAGAGAUCUUAAAAUGUGCAGUUCAGUUAUGAAUUGUGAGGAUACUUAAGAGUUGUAAAGUCACUGAAAAUAAGAUGAAUUUAAGAAACUGGAAGAGUGAUGUAAUGAGCGACGUCUUGAAUAACAACUUGGGUUCUAAUUUCUGCUUGGCUACCUCUUGGGGGAGCUUGGAUCCAGUUACUCUCUCAGCCUAACCUACCUCACAGGGUUGAUGUGAGCACAGAAGUGAGGAAUGGAGAGAAAACAGUGGAAGCUUCUAUUAAUCAUGCUGGCUGAGUCUGAUGGGAAUUGUAGUCCAAAAGCAUCUGGAGGCCACAAGGUUGGUAAAGGCUAGCAUAUAUCAUAAAGAAGUCAUCCUUCCAAAAGUCUGCUGUAGUAAGUGAUAUAAGUACAGUACUUAACACCUUUUAGGGACAACUUUGUUUGCAAGAAGCAUUGAAAAUAAACUGGAGUAGUUUUGUACCCCAAUUGUUUACACUCAGCAUAUGCAAAUGUUAAUUUCUUCCCUGGAGUGUAUUUUUAUUUGCAGAAUGUAAAUAGUAAAUUGUGUGUUGCUAUACUUUGUUUAUCCAACUAACAGAUGACAGUGUAUUAAAGUACAAAGUUACAGAACCCAUCCCUCACAAAUUCUUGCAAGAGAGAUGCCCCAAUGCAAUUGCUGUCUGUGUCGAAAUUUAAAAAGUAAACAAAUCACCAAUGCAUUCUAACACACAGUAGCAUUUUUUGUAUUGACAGUUGCCAGUUGGUUAUGCUAACCUUUAUUUCUGUAUGUAUAGAAACUUGAGUCUAAUGGUUCCACAUGUAUUUCAGUUCAGCAGAUCUGAAUGGAGGACCCUAUUUCCGUAUGUGGAAAUGCAUGCAUGUUGCCGCCUUUGAACUAUUAGGAGAAAAUGUGGUAUACAAAUACAAUGGAAUUACAGUGAUACCUCUGGUUACGUACUUAAUUCGUUCCAGAGGUCCGUUCUUAACCUGAAACUGUUCUUAACCUGAAGACCACUUUAGCUAAUAGGGCCUGAAGCAAAGUUCUUAACCUGAGGUACUAUUUCUGGGUUAGCGUAGUCUGUAACCUGAAGCGUACGUAACCCGAGGUACCACUGUAUUUUUAUGGUUGGAACUAUCUAAGCUCUGUAGAUGUUGUUUUCAUGAUCCAUUUUCAACCUUUUUUCAGAGUUACUACAGAGUACUCCAGAAUCCUUAAUUUUAGUUGGGUUUUUAAAAUGUGUAUGCCUUUUCCUUGUGAUGGCAUUACAGUGAAAUUGAGUGAGCAAUAGUUUCAUUUUACCUUUGCCACCCACAUUUAGUGUUAGUUGUGUCAUUACAUAUUUUUUCCUCCAAUGUUUUCUUCUAAAGAACUAUGACAGUAGUACAACUCAGGAUAGUAAUACAUUCACAUUUGAGUAUUACAGUAUUUAUUUUUCACAGAAAAACUGAAUAGAUUUUGAGAACUCUACCAUUUUAGCAUUAGUGUGUGCAAAUGGUAAUAGGAUUUCAGCCUCAAUGAAUUUUCAGGAAACUAUCAUUGCAGGUCUCACUGUAACGACAAUUAUGUUUUCACAUACCUAUUAGUUAGCAAAGUAUGUGCCAAACAAUGACUCCUUAAACUUUACAAAUUUGUGCUGUGAAAUAUGACUACCCUGAACUCUAUUAGUUUCAGAAUUCUUUAGAAAAAACAAGUGUUGCUUCUCCCAGUGCAAGUUACUUGAUUCUUCACUCUUAAAAAGAGUGUGUGUUCGCAUUAACAAAUUGAUGAUUGUUAAAGUACAGUGGUACCUCGGGUUACAUACGCUUCAGGUUACAGACUCCGCUAACCCAGAAAUAGUGCUUCGGGUUAAGAACUUUGCUUCAGGAUGAGAACAGAAAUCGUGCUUUGGUGGUGAGGCGGCAGCAGGAGGCCCCAUUAGCUAAAGUGGUGCUUCAGGUUAAGAACAGUUUCAGGUUAAGAAUGGACCUCCAGAACGAAUUAAGUACUUAACCCGAGGUACCACUGUAUAUUGAAGGCGAAACACCCACAAUAUGAUUUCUCCUGUUUUGCAUGCUCCUGGCUGUUAGGAUACUGUGACAGUGGUUUUUCCUCUAUCUGAGUCAGCUUGAGUGUGUGAAGAGAAUAUAGCUACAAUGCAUCCCAUAUGUGCUUUAGCUGCUCAGUGUUUGCUGCACUUAUAACAUGUGAGCAGUUAAAAAACAACCCUCUUGAACAGGGGUCAGCAAACUUUUUCAGCAGGGGGCUGGUCCACUGUCCCUCAGACCUUGUGGGGGGCCAGACUAUAUUUUGAAGAAAAAAAUGAAUGAAUUCCUAUGCCCCACAAAUAACCCAGAGAUGCAUUUUAAAUAAAAGCACACAUUCUACUCAUGUGAAAACACCAGGCAGGCCCCACACAACCCAGAGAUGCAUUUUAAAUAAAAGGACACAUUCUACUCAUGUAAAAACACGCUGGUUCCCGGACCAUCCAUGGGCUGGAAUUAGAAGGCGAUUGGGCCGGAUCCGGCCCCUGGGCCUUAGUUUGCCUACCCAUGGUUUAAGAUAAUGGCACUUAGCUAUGUUAUAGGACAGAAAUUAACCUAAUUAUGAUUGCCUUGUUCAGAUUAUUAUUUAUGCCCAUCAACAGUUUAGGAAAGUGAUUUCUAAGUUUAUAUUUUUCAUAUAUAUAAUGUUUCACCAGCUAUUCAUUACAUCGCUGGAAAUAUUUAUAAUAUAGAUAGCCAAGGGCCUAUCAGCAUAAGCAACAGCAAAUACUGUUAAAACAUUUCAGUAUUCAGUCUUGUAUUCCCCACCUGUUUCCCCAACAAUUGCUUUUCCUUUCUGCUUCCAUUCCCUUUGCUUAUCGUGCUUCUUAUUGACACUGUCUGAUCCAUGUAGGCAUGAGUUGCUCUUCAAAGGGAGUCAGCUGCAUGAUUUGGAAGGCCCUGUGCUAAUCAGAGCAGCUGAUCAAUGGCAGCCAGAAACGCUAUCGGCAAGAGACACAGUGCUAGUAAUGGUGACAGAAUGACAAUCAGGAGUCAAAUUCAACCAACAGAAGACCUGUCAUACUGAGGGUCAUAAGCUAGUUAUAAAAUAUAUGUGUUUAAAAGAAGCAAAGCAAAUAUCUACUGCCACAAUAAUUACUGGGCUGAGUGAACUGGCCUGUGGGCUGUCUGCCUAGAGUUUCCUCUAUUCCCUGUUCCUUUUAUAGACUAACAAAGGAUUUUUUGUCUGCAACUUUGAAGUAUCAGGUUUUUUUUCCAGCUUCAACACUACUGACAAAUGGCAAUUCAAACAGUUUUAGUUCCUUGCUGUUUUCAGGCAUCAGGGUUUAGCUAUUCUUUCAACUUCAAGAGGAAAAGUGCAGGUACAGAAACUGAAAGUUGAUAUUGAUCAACAUGUGCCAUGGCCAAAAAUAAUGAAUGAGAAAGUUAAGGGCUGCAAUACCAUUUCUGUUAAGAUCAUAAGAAGAGUUCUGCUUUGGCCUUCUACCAAAGGCCCAUCUAAUCUAGCAUCCUGUUCCCAGUUUUCUUGACCUGGUGAAUUAUACCAGCUUGCUCUGUGUAUGCACUUCAUGCCAGUUUUUCCUCCUAGCGAUUCUUGGAUAAUAAACAUUUGAUUUUGAAUCAUAUUGGCUUGUAUCCAACAAAACCGUAUUAGGAGUACAUUAAUUAAAGUUUAUUAAUUGGAAUGGGUCUACUUAGUUGCAUACAUCCCAUUCAUUUUAACUCACUUCAUCCUAUAGCAUUUGUGCUAUCAAAUGUUCAUUACAUUUUGUUCUACCUUUACAGCCAGAAUUAAAUUAGUCACUAUUCUCCAGUAUAGCCAUCUAAUUGCUUGUUUAAUGUGUUAACUCCCUACUGUAUAGAGAGCAAGAGCCAUAUUUUAAGCACAUAUUUUCCCAAUAGGAAUGAUCUGACUCUCUCUUUUUUUGGAACUUGAAAAGCUUAGCAAGACUAUAAACAGGAAUUGGUAGCUAGCAUAAUUUCAUUGUCUGGUUCAUUAAUGAUUUCUCUUCCAUUUUAUGUCAGUAGGUUUAAUACUGAUUUGUAUGUACUAAUCUCAUAUUGCAGAAGGGUACUGGAGAUACCUUAUUUGUGAAAAUAACUCAUGUCUCAGAGUGGGCUAAAUAGUAUACAACAAGCAUCCCUCUGUAGGCUUCCAAAGGACUAUGCAAAUAUAAAUAUAAUCAUUUUACUUGGUAUGUCUUAUAGUAAUUAUGAAUUCACCUAAAAGUUGCAUUGCUAAGAGAAUCUGGAAUUGGUGAUACUGCUAAUACCAAGGUCUGCUAAAUAAUAAUUACUGUUUCCUACUGUAAACUGAACUGAAAUUGGGGUGUGUCUCAUUAUUCCCUGAGUCAUGAAUGAGUUGCAUCUUGCUUUGCAUUCUUUGUAUUACUGCAUUCCUAAACUAGGUUUGCCUACAUUGUUACUGAAUAAAAAUACUGAGAGUAGGUUUGAUACAGUUUGAGAUUUUCUCCCCACUGUUUAAACAUGGAAUUAGAAAUCUUUUAAAGUAUCAAGAUUUGUUUAUUUCCCCCCCUUGUUAUAUUUGUCCUUGUUUCACACUAUGAACUGAUGAUCCACCUUGUUAUUGUGGUAUUGAAAUUACCCUGCUGAAGAUGAGAUUUAGCUCUUCGAACAAGAAUUAGAGUAGUAGUGUAGGCUCAGAACUGAAUGGCCAGAGUGCCUGCCAAUUAUCUUAUUUAUUUUCAUGACUCAUUCUUCUGCAUUUUUGCUAAAGUAGCAAUGAAUAUUUUUAGAUUUGCUGAGUUGUACUGUUUGAGCUUAGACUUACUGGAAGUACAUCUUAGUAUUUUCCUUCCAGUCAGGAUGUGUUUUUAUGCUGUGGAUCAUUGCCUACAUAAGCUAUUAAGCACUCUUUUACAUCUUGGUCUUCUGUUUUUGGUUUUCCUGAGCGUACGUUUUUAAAAUGCUAGGAUAUUGCUUCACCUAUGUUCUUUCAUUGAAUUCUGUACUCUUGCACUAACAGGCUAAUCCUGUGCAUGGUUCCUUGUAUAUAGGCUUUGUUUUGUUCAGUGGCACUUAUUCCCAAAUAGAGGACUAUAUCCAAAAUGUACAGUGUCUUAGAAUAUGUUCAAAACUUAUAUUCUUAGUAAGAAUGUACAUAGAUUAUUCUUUUGUGAGUGGCUUUGGAAUCAGAAGGCAUUUGUUUUAUUGGAAGUUAUUUUAUUGCUCAAUACAAAGUAUGACACAUCACAUCAGUGCUAAAACAAUGAAUGGCAUUAAGGUCUUUCUAUUCCCAGUCUGUCACUUAUGAGCUUCUGUACUUGGAAAUGUGUUUGGGAUGCUGUGCCCUGAAAAUGCAGCAAGAAAUAGCAAUUUUAAUAGGACCUUAAUGCUAGUUCUUCUCAAAGGGCUCACUCAUGAGAGAUGUUACAGAAAGUCUGCAUGAGAAAGAAAUGAGACAGAAAUUGGUUGGAUGAUCAUUUUGCAUGUGCUUUGUCAUAAAAAGGGCUAUAAAAUGCUUCAUCUGCAGCAUUUUUGGUUAUCAGAGGCUGGUUAUGAAAAUCCAGUAUUAAUCCACAAACGUCUGAUGUUCCAGAUCACUACAGCACAAGCAUAUGAAAAUUGGAAGAAAUGGCUGUUGCUCAGCUUUAUCUAUGCAUUUAUUAAGAUAAAGGGCGGAGAAGCCAUUUUAUUAUUUUCCAUGUUGUUGCUGAGCAAGAGAAAGCUGGGAAUACCUGGGAAAUCCUCUCUAUAACAACAAAUGAAUGGCCUUAUUUCUUCCUGUUAUCUUGACCCAUAAAGCACUUCCUUCUUUUGGCCUUAUAAUCACUAUUCUCUUGUGUCCCAUAUCUCUUACGUGUAACCACCUGCCCAUAUCAUAGUCUCAUAUAAUGCCCCUCAUAACCCUUCCCUAUUUGCCUUGUUCCCUAUUAUCAUUCAGCGUACUUUAUCUUUUGUCCCCUAGACAAUUCUUGUCAUUCUCUUCCCCUGCAUCUCAGUCCUAGGGAGUCUCAUGUUCUAUUUUUUCACCUCUGUACUCCCACGCAGAAUGUACUCGAACUGUAUUUCAAAUUCUGGCUGUCUUGGAGAAAACUGAUAAUUUAUAUUCAUUUUGAUCAAUUUUCCAGACUGGUUACAGGAUUGAAACAGCCUUGGUCACCCUGGCGGAUGACUUAUGCUGAGAAUGGAUUGGGGAUGUGGAGGGUGACCCUCUUGGGGGCUUUCCGUACCAUAGACCAGAGGUUUUCAACCUUUCUGAGUCCACAGCUCCCUUGACCAACUACAUUCUUUCUGAGGCACCCCUGUGGGACUCAGGAACCCAGUUGUGUCACCCCUUGCCUGCAGAGCCGGCAGCCUCUCACUCUUUUUAAAACGUGCUCCCUUAUGGAUGGUUCCUUCAGCUUCCUCUCCCCUCUCCUAGGGAGUCCUCUGGGCAGCCACACUGGCUGCCACUGGUCUCUCAGCCCCCCCCCGCCUGCCCCAAAGGGAGGUGGCUCCUCACUCUGCCCACAGGGGCCUGGGAAGCACCCGCUGGCCAGCCCCAGAGGCACCAUUCACCUGGGGAGCUUAUAGCCAGGGCUGCUGCAACGAACAUCUGUGCAGGCCUUUGGGAGGCAGAGAUGCGAGAGGGCAUCAGAGGAGGUAGGGAGGGAAGGAAGGAAGGAAGGAGAGACAGAGGCCAGUGUUGCCCGAGGCACCCCUGACUAUCAUUCAAGGCACCCCAGGGUGCCAUGAUACACAGGUUGAAAACCACUGCCAUAGACCCUUGUAUUCUUUUGUGUCGUCUUGCUAGGCUGGGCUUGGAUGGCAGUUUUGAUCUGGCUUCAGUCCAUUCUGAUCAGAUAUACUCAGCUGGUGAUGCUGUUGUGACUUUUGUAACACCUCAUACCUUUUGACUCCUGUGGUGCUGCAGUGUUCCAUUCUGCCCCCCGUGCAUCUUACCUUUUGUGUUAAACUUCUAGGUGAAGUCAUCCAUAACCAAUUUUCUAUAACACUUUAUUUUUGAAAAAGUUUCUCAGUUGAAUUACAGCAGAGACCCAACUGUUUCACAUUUUACCUACUAAUCCUAGAAAGUUUGUAGAACUCUUGAGCAGGUAUCUGAAGACAGUCUUGAUAUAGAUGACUGUGAACAAACUGAAAUUUAAUCCAUUAGUUUGUAAAAUUCUAUUCUAUUCCUAACGUUGGUAGGAGCUUUUUGUGUUAAAAGCUAUUUUAACACAUCUUGCUGCUUAGAUAGGAAGAUAGGUCAGAUGUCUUAAAGAAUAUCUCAAAAUUUUACUCUUUAACCUGUUGCAUCCUUAACUCUACAUGACAGGGUGUGUAGGGUCUCCUUGUUCCAUGCACUAGGAAUGAUUUUUCUCAAACUUGAGUAAUGCCAGCCAUAAGCUUGUUGCAGUGAUUACAAUACAAUGAAGUUCAUUUUCUUGUCUGGCUGUUACAGAAUUUAUCAUUCCUGAUAAGCAGCACCCAUUCUAAUCUGGACUUGGGCCAGUCUGGAGCACAGACUUUUGUUUGGUCUAAACUGUAUUUCUGCCUCUGCCUAAAAGUAAAUAAGGUGAAAAGGGAGUAAAGCUCCUUUUCGUUAGUGUGAAUGUAUCUAAAGAAAAAUAUUUCCAAGAUCUUAGCAUGUGAAAUCUUGUCAGUUUUAACAUAUAAUCCGGCAAAUAUUGGUGUGGUUCAGACACACUCACAGUGUAGAGUCUAUUCGUGGUGGCAGAACAAGACACCUUCCCAACUAAUAGCUGUGUCUAACCUCUUGACCUGCAAGGCACCCACACCUUAGGUACUAUAUUCAUAGAGACUAUACUUGGAAAGUCCAUUGCACUUGGCCUCAAUCAUGGUAAUUGUUAACCCUCACCUGGAUUGAGUUGUUCACAUAUGUUGGGUAUGAAGAUAAAUUUGGUCUAAAUCAUGGACAAUCAGUUGAGCUUCAGUCUGGCUUACCAUGUGACCAGUUUCAUUUAUGUGAUGCUUGGCGACAUCUGCUGUAGUUUUCUGAUACUUAUGCAGGUUAUUUGGGGAUAGAGAUAAUAAUAUUAAGAGUUAGUAAGUAGGGCUGUGGGAUAAAGGCAGAGUAGCAUAAGGAGAACAUAAACAUGAACAUAAGCCAGUUACAUUAAUUCACGGAGCUGGGGUAAUGCUUUAUGAGACCUUGAUCUGGACAGCUUUGGGGGCAAAUUCCCUGUUGUUUUAGAGUCAUGUUGUAAUAAAGCUCCUGUGACUCUUCUGCUGGGAGCACAAGCAGCUGAAUUGAUAGUUCUUCUCUUCUCCCACUCCAUUUCCAUGUGAAUGCCUUCUGUGCUGGAUGCACUGCAAUGGACUUUGUUGGACUGCAGGUAUCUGUUAGCUUUUACUUACCAAAAAGUGACAACCAACUAGUAGUCGGACUACCUGUAUUGAAGUCCCAUAUCUGUGACGAAUUCAUUAUGUGAGUCUAGGUGAGUCCAACACCCUUCAAUGGAGGAAUCUCAACACACAUUCCUACAUCUAAUUUGAAACCAUACCGGACCCUGAUCAGCUUUGCAAAUGUGCUAUAGCAGAGGCUCAGUAUCCAUUCCCAUAUAUAAAAAUGCACAUUAGCAGCAGCUUUUCUCAUGGUGCUUUUGUGAACCGGACCAAGAAAGGGGUUGCAAAGCUUUAGCUGAAUUAAAAUGCAUAGCAUAGCAAUAUCUAAUAAUUGCUACAUUCAUUUUUUAAAAAUCUAGUAUUGAAACAUACUCUAAAUCACAAGCAUUGUUUGCUUGAGUUAAUAUUGUAUUUCUUACUAAUGUUUAUGAUGAGUUUAUGGGUUAUUUCCCAGGUUACUGAAUUCUAUAAAUAUUCCACUAGGUUUGCAUCAUGAUGCUUUAAAUUGAAUUUUAACAAAUUUGAUGGAGAAGUAUGAGUUACCUUAGUUAAACACAAUUGAAUAGCAUUUUUGAAAACAGGAUUUUUAUUUAGAAGCAGUUUCUGCGCACUGCCUGGAGUAAAUGGCACAUACUGAAAAACACGAGGGAUCCUGUUGUGAUUUUUAUUCUAUUUUUUACCUAGCAGACAACAUGCGUGAUCCUGUUGUAGAUUAUCUUCUUUCUCCAUUUCUAAGGUCCAGCUCUCCCCUCUGGACUGGUGCUGUACUGAUAUUUUAAGCAGUCAGUGGUGCUGUGUGUAGCGCAGUUGUUCCCCAAAAGGAUAUUUUGGGUGUUCCAACAGUAACAAAGCUCCUGCUUGCAUUAUUUGAAGGACUAAAAGCUAUAGUAGAUACUAUAUUUUUAAAAUAAGCAGCAGUUUAUAAUCUAAAAAAGUAUAGGAUAUGGAGAAGAGGAAAAGAAGCAAGGCAUAAAGUACAUGUCAUUGAUUGCCAGAUGGUGAAGGCAAAUUGGAUUCUGGUAAGUGCAACGCACGGAGGCAUUUUAAAGACCUUUAAAAAGCCUUUGCCUUUGAUAGGAAAUAAAGGCAAAUGUGUGAAGGAAAAGCAAUUAGUUGUGCACCAUUUGCAAAAGAGCAAAAGUGAAAAAUUUAGAGAGCUGAGGUUUGAUGCAGAGACGAGAGGCAGAGGGAGAACAAGUUGUUAAAUUUGUGCGUGGUUGCCAGGCAUUGCUUUGCUGUAUGUUAAAGUACUAAGUACAGUGUGAUCACUUAGAUGUGAGUACAUGAAGUGGCUAUGAUUCAGUAAAAUAUGGCUAAUUGCUUAUGAUCUACAAUAGCUCAUUCCACAUACACUUCUUUACAGCACACACCACCUAAGUCCUGUGAAAUGCUAAAAAUGGUAUUUUAAGAUUAAAUAUUAAAAUCCUCAAGGAAGCCUUAUUGUCUUAUAAGCCAACAUUGUCUUAUAAAUAUGGACUGCAACACUGAAACUCUUGACUUGAAUGGUGAUAUUUGUUCUUCAUGGGAGGCAAGAUAAUUGCAUUCCUUAAUUAACAGAGUAAAGCUGCAAUUCUAGAAAUGUGCAUAGAACUAGAUGGGUUUUGAAACUUGUAGCUAAGCUGAUCACCUCAUUUAGCAAGGGAAACAAAUUCUAAAUGAAGAAGCUGCUAGCCUUUUCAGCUACUUUACUAGCUGCAGCGAAACUCAUAAAAACAUGGUGGUUUUGCAUGCAUGUAUCUUGAACCUUUGCCUUUGCUGUUUAGGAUUUCUGCCUAGAACAAUAAUAUUGCAUUGAGCAGUCCAUCUUCAUAAUUCAUGUGGAUUAAGGGUUGAAUAAUAUAGCUUUGGCAUCAUGGUUAUCAAGAAAGCAGUUAUGUUUCAGGUAUUCAAAUCCUCAAAUUGGUCUGGUGUUUUAAGUGGUAAAAAUUCACAGUAAGAGUCAUCAGUGAUGGGAUAUCAGUGGGAAUAUUUUUGUGAAUCAGUAUCUGUUUUUAUGACAUUGGUUUGUAAGUGCUGCCUUUCGUUUGGUGACUGGUAACGUAACCUAUUACUGUUUCUUGACCUUUACAGGUAUACCAAACUGGGAUAUGCUGGUAAUACAGAGCCACAGUUCAUCAUUCCAUCAUGUAAGUUUUAUGUUUGUGAUCAGUUUAUAUUUGUGUUCAAAGAUAUAUCCAGUUCUUAGUUUCAAGAAUAGGUGUAUAUUUUUAAAUGCUUUUUUCCUCACAGUAAACAUUGCAGCCGCUUUGUUUCUCCUGUAGUCAUUCUGCUACUGUGCUACGUGGAACUAAGCCAUGGUUAUAUCUGAACCUGGGCUUGUGGUUUGUCUCAUCCACAAACCAUGAGAUGUAAGUUUUUUAAGUUAUGGGUAUAAUGGCAGCAAGACAACCAAGAAAGGAGUGAAAUGGUUGUGAUGUUUACUAUGAGUACCUACACACUUGUGCAUUAAUGUUUAGCCAUGGUGUGGUUUAGCAUUAUGUAUACAACUGAUACAAUGUCUGAUGCAAAUUACUGUGUAGUUUUCAAAUCAUUCUUGAAGAACAAACUCCAGAAUAGCGAAAGAUAUUCUAAUUAGACUCUAGCACUGCAGUGCUGAGUCUUGGAGGAUCUUUCCCCAGCUCUUCUGUUUCUUGGCUGCCCUAGAUUAGCAAGUGCUGCUGGCUCCUCUUGCUUUGUGUGCCUUAUUCUUUCUAUGUGUCCUGUGAAAUUCAAGUCUAUUCAUGGGAAAACUGUUACGGAACUCUCAUAUGAUCAGUAGAUGCUCUUUUUCAACUUUGGGUCUGCAGAUGUUGCUUGGGAUGAUGGGAGUUGCAGUCCAACAACAUCUGGGGACCCGAGGUUGAGAGAGGCUGCUCUCAAGAAAGAAAACUCACACCAAUUUAUUAUUUCUGCCUGAAAGGAACUGCUGCUCAAGGGGCUAUAAUAUCAGCUGAUGAAAUGAAAACAUCUAUUGCUCUUCCAUCCCCAAAGGCCAAGUUCAUGAAUAAUUAUACUAAGUGCAAUUGCUUGUUGUAAUUCAUGCUCCAGAAUAGGAUUAUCUUUAUUAGAAAAGUACUGAUUUUUAAUACUAAUUUAAACAAUCCCGGGCCGCUUUGAAAAUGAGAAUAUAAACUUGUUCUCGUCAUUUUUCUGUAUCAUGGGAGAAGGCUUGUGGAACCUAGUCUUUCAGCAGGACCGAUGGAGAGUCCUUGCAUUAUCUUUUCUCCUUCGAUAGCCUGGUUGGAAUGGCUGCUGAUAGUUAGAAAUAAAAACCUGGGGAUUGGGUGGAGGGAGUCCUUUAUUUAGUACAUUUAUAUGCUGCCCAUCUAGCCAAGUUCUUCAUGUUCAUUAUAGCUUGUAGUAUCCUGAAGGGUGGCAUUGCUGGCAUCCUUCAUAAGGAAUGAUGGUGCACUGCAACUUGUAACAUCUACAUUAGACAUAUAGUUUUGCAUAAAUAUCUCACAUAAUUGUGGAUUUUUUUUUACUGCAGAGAUAGGCUUUUUAACAGGUAGAAGGAGGUUGAGGUAAUCAAUGUGGUAAAAAGAGCUUUCAGAAAUUUAGCUAUGCCUUUUCUUGCUUUCUUUGCUAAUGCUGGAGGAAACUAUUAGUCAUAUUUAUAUUCAGGUCCUCCCCCCUUAAUUCAUGAUGGUGUGAUAUGGCUCAAAAUGCCAUUGAUUGAUUGAUCUUUACAGUACUGAACACAUUUGCAUUUGUGAUAAACUAUUCCGAAGAAGCUGUCACUGAAUUUUCUUUUAAAGAUUUUCAACUAGAGACUUAAUCAGUGUGCACACUAAUGCCCAAUGCAGUACAAACACAACUUUAUUUGUUUUUAAAGUGUUUAAUUCUUGCAGCACACAAAUCCAAGACAACCACUUUCUUGCCGGCACAACUCCCAUCUUUUUCUACCCAGACGUAAUUUCCAGGGCACUGCUUUUCUAGGGCGCUGUUUUUCCUCUUGCUCUGAAGUUGCCCAAAAUAAUUCCACUACAUCUUAAAUUUGGACAAGGGCAAAAUUAUUAAGUGGAGUUUGGAAAGGCUUUUGGCAUUGUUUCCCACCCCAUCCCCUACCUAAGAUCUGUUGCUUCCUCAAGUUGUGACGGUGAUAUCUAAUAAAACUGAAUUGAAAUGACUGAAGGUCUUAGGAUACCUAAAAGCAAAAAGCUAACAAACAAAACUUUCUGGCCAGUGCUAUUGGUACAGUACCUCAAUUUUCUAUUAUAACACUUCUGCUUAUUCAGUAAAAAUGUACAUUUAGAACUAAAAUGAGAGAUUUGCAGAGGAAUGCGCUGAGAGAUUAAUGCUAUGUGGUAGAAAAGGAGACCAUGAGAAACCAAAUGAGAAAAGGGAUGAGAAACUAAAUGAGAAAAGGGAAGCUGUAGAAAUGUAAUAAAAUUCCAGUAACUUAUUGCGUAGGAAUGGAGACAUAUAACUGCAAUGAGGGUACAUGCAGUAAAUGGUACAGAGUUCCUUCCUUGGUGCUAUAGAAUUGGAGAUUUCCUGAUAGAUUUAUGUGGCAGAAGCACACUGCACCUACAGAUUACUUUCCUUGUGGGUGUCUUGAAGUCUAUUCCUCGAAGUCAUUUGAAAUGUAUCUAUUUAGAAAGUUAGAUUGUGUACCCACUAAAUGAAUAACUUCCUCCUUGGCAGUACUUGCAACAAAAUGAAUAUCGCUUUGAAAGUUUAGGAUACAUAUCUGUCUCGGCUGACUGCAACUCUCUCCCCCCCUCCCUACAUUUAAGGUAUCGCUAUCAAGGAAUCUGCCAAGGUUGUCGAUCAAGCACAGAGAAGGGUUAUGAAAGGUGUGGAUGACCUAGACUUCUUUAUUGGGGAUGAAGCAAUAGAAAAACCAACAUAUGCAACAAAGGUAUUUACAACUAGAACUUUUGCUACUUUUUAAUAAAAAAGAAACCACACAACCAAUUUACCCUGCCGUAGAGAUUUGCCUGCUCAUUACAGAGGUUGUUUUAUAGAAUGAUAAUGCAUAAAGUACCAUAAAACAGUGAUAACGUUGCAACUCGCAAGUCUCUGGUUGGAAUGAAUAAAAUAUUUUGUGGUUAUAAGAUUGCAAGUUUAUUUAAUACAUUUCUGUCCUGGUAGUUGAGCCAAUAUCUCAGAGCAAUAUUUUAGAGAAUGAAGAAGCUUGUGUUAUCCUCAGGAAUGUACAGUGGUACCUCGGGUUAAGUACUUAAUUCGUUCCGGAGGUCCGUACUUAACCUGAAACAGUUCUUAACCUGAAGCACUACUUUAGCUAAUGGGGCCUUCUGCUGCUGCCGCGCCACGGGAGCACAAUUUCUGUUCUCAUCCUGAAGCAAAGUUCUUAACCUGAAGCACUAUUUCUGGGUUAGCAGAGUCUGUAACCUGAAGCGUAUGUAACCUGAAGCAUAUGUAACCCGAGGUACCACUGUAAUUCUAAAGUUUGGAAGUCACGGCAGAGAAGGGCCAUCACUUGGGUCACAGCCAUCUCACGGAAGAAAUGGUCCCCUGGUCACAUUCUGUGAUUACACUGCCACAUUGGCAGUGUUCAAGUCACUAGAAAAAACGUAGCCAAAUGUCAUAACUCAGAACCAGCAUGAAACAUUACCAAACAAAAUGGUAUCUCCCACUUGGACUACUGCAAUGUGCUCUAUAUGGGCCUACCUUUGACCAUCCAGCUCUCUUUGAAUUAAAAGAGGAACAAAUGAUCUUAAUGUGAAAGAUCUUUAGGCAGUGAAAUAGCAUAGAUCAACAUGAAGAAGGUGAGUUGUGUCACUAAUUUUUUUGGUGGCGCUCUUCACCUAAAUAGUUUUGUGCCUGCCCUCCUCAUUCAAGGAAUCCGGUGUUUUGUUUUUUCAUUAUAGUAAAAGUUAUAUUUUAUCUUAGUUACAUCAACAGUGCAUCCAGAAAUUAAAUAAUUAUCAGUGGAAUUUGGCCUUUAUGUUACAUUGUGAGUUUCCCAGAGGUUGCUAAUGGGGGUGAGUGAGAUGUUAGAUUAAAUGGACCCUUACUUGGAUCCAACAGGGCAGGUCUUAUGAUUUUAUGUUAAGUUGUUAUUCAGCUGAGCAACAUAGCUGCGCAAAACAUAGUUGGGAUAUAGAGUACUGUUGUUUUUAUCUAGGAUGUUUGAAAAGACUGAGAUGUAGUCCUUAAAUCCUAUACACAAGAAUAAGUAUCUUGAACAAUUUAUACGCUGAGCAAAUACCUUGCAGACUAGUUCUUUUUAUCUUCAUACAGAAUUAUAUUUAUGUAGCUCUAACAUAAUUUAAAAUACCUUUAAAAAACCUCUUUUAAUUGCAACAUUUUCAACAGUGGCCCAUCCGUCAUGGAAUAGUUGAAGACUGGGAUUUGAUGGAGAGGUUUAUGGAACAAGUAAUCUUUAAAUAUUUAAGGGCAGAACCUGAAGAUCAUUAUUUUCUAUUGGUGAGUACAGUCUAUCUUCUAUUUUUUAAGCGUUCACAACAUCCUUUCAGCACACAGUGGAGAAUAAAUUUUAACUUGCAAGAGAGUUGAGGCAGAAGUAGCAGCUUGAACACAUGCACGGUAGCAGUUACUGAUUAAAUGAGUUUUUCUUUUUGGAGUGUUAAAAGCCACAGAGCUUCUGAAUUUUGGAUGACUGCUUCAGUUUCUGUUUCUUUUAACUUGCACCAGCUCUCUCUAGAGCUGAAUAAUGGUGUCCUGGCAACUGCAUUUUACAUAAGUAUUUCUCCAGUGAUGCAACAGGGGUAUAUCUGGUGUUUGAGUAGAAUUAAGACUGCUAAAACAGCUGCUGUUGCUUAGAGACAAGCAUUAGUCAGUGACAUUUGGUUUCUUCAACUUUUUUCUGCUGGGAUUCUUAGAAAAUAGGCCUUGAGUGGCCUCGAACUCACAUUAGAACAUUUUUUAUUUUAACAAUGGGCCCAGGAUCUAUAUGGCCCUUAUGUCAUAUUUCAGAAUUGGAUGCAAAUUAGCUUGUUAAAUUUCUCUAUUUUUAUAUAAAAUGGUAAAUGGAAAAAUGAACACACAGGUACAUUAUUAUAACAGAAGUAUUGUUACAUUAAAGAUACUUUGCUUAAUGUAGUAUAGUCAACUCUAAGUAUAGGCAUAAGUCCUAGGCAUGAGACUUAUUAUCCAAAACAGCAAAUGAGAUGCUAAACCUGUAUUUUGACUAGAAAUGCCAGAUUAAUUUGUUCUUUGUGAAUUCCGAUAUGAAUUGGUCUAACUAACCUUUCCUUCCGGAAUCAGAAUGUAGAUUGAAACACAGUUAUUAUUUGGAUUUGUCAUGCUUCUGAAUUUGUGAUAUAGUUCAUGCUCAAACACAUUAAAUGUGUAUAGGAAUGGGUAUUUUAAGAUAAAGUAAGUUCUUCUGUUGUUGUUUUUCUACAAGUACAACUGAACUGUAAAAACUGAGCUGACUGGAUGAUUUUGCUUUACAGACUGAACCCCCUCUAAAUACUCCAGAAAACAGGGAAUAUACUGCAGAAAUCAUGUUUGAGUCCUUCAAUGUUCCCGGGCUUUACAUUGCUGUUCAGGUGAAACAUCAUUUAGUUUACAGUUGAGAUAAAUGUUUUAAGUAACGUUCCUUAAGAGGAGAAUAUGCAAGCUGUUGUGCAGAAAUUGGGAUUGGCACCAGAUUUGGAAUCUCUCAUGUGGACUCUGACCCAAAAAGUAAUUUCUGGUUUAAUCCUGCUAAAGGACCAGAACAAUUCACCUUGUUCUUGGGGCCAAACUGGAUGCCACAUUGCGAUAACCAUGUUUAGAAUUAAGUCUGUUGCCAAAUCUCUUUAUUUUUUGCAUGGUUGGAUUGGUGUGGAAGCUGAAUCUUACACCAUCUGAACUAUUCUGCCUCCUAGCUUUUUAUGCUGUUUUUCUCCCACGAAUGCUCUGGCAGACAUUAUUUACAGUCACAGAGAGUGGCUGCUUUUUAAAAGUGAUAUUUGGUGGGGAAAUAUGAGCAGGUUGAUUUCCCCACCAGCCAAUUCUAUGUUUUAAAUCAAUGCCCGCCUGUCCUGUUUGUCAGCUGGCACAAGGUUGUAAGCUGUUGCCAUCAUGUCUAAUUGUGAUCCCAAUUGUAUUGCAAAGAAAUACAUGAGCAAAUAACAACAUUCUGUAAUUACUCCACAAAAGGAGUACAAAAAACCGUGUUCACGCACUAGAAGAUAUGAUUAUGAACAGAAUGUCUUAACCCUUUGAAGAUACAUCUCUCUGUUUCUGUUGGCUCUUCGAAUUAGGACACUACACUUUUUUUAAAAAAAUAAUUUUUAUUAACCGACCAAUCAAAUCAAAUCAAAUCACAUCACAUAAAUUCCGAAUUACAAAGCCGAAUUUUAAAUUUUUGUUGGAGGUACCCAUAUUUCAAGUUCCGAAGGGGAUUCCAAUCAUCUUCUUGCUGCUGCAUUAAUGUCCACAAAUCUGUCCAAAUAAUGUUCACAAUUCUAUUCAGUCCUAUCUUGCUGUUUCCACAUCUCCUCUUGUUAUUUGCAUAUAUUUUUCUUUUUUCUUUGUGAUCUCUUCUGAUAAUCUCCUUAAGCAGGUAAACACAAAUUGUAAUCCUGUGUGAAUUUUUCCGUUCGUCCAAUAACCUUAUCGAGAUGGUUUCCAUGUAUCAUCACUUCCAUAAAUAAAAGCACUUUUUCCAUCAUUAAUCUUCGCAAAUCUGUCGCCUUCUUUUGUCCUCUGAGGAGAUUCAUCCGCUAUAUGAAAACAAAUGCAUUCCUCCUCCCAAACAUAAGUCUUUUGACAGAACUUGCCAAAAUGGCGACGCUGUUUUUUACUGCGUCAUCCCAAAGCUCUUGUUAUUGUCGGCCAUCUUCCAAUGCGCCCCUAGUUGCCCCCUCGAAUUAGGACACUACACUUGUGUGGAUUUCCUGAACUUGCAAUAAGGCUCUCUGUUAAAGCUAAGAGAUAUAAAUAAAUUUAUAAACAUCUAUUCUAAGCCAAAAAUGUCCCUUUGUGGACCUUAAAACAGAGGGUAAUAUUUAAAAUUCAUUAAGCAAAGUAUUCAUACCAGUGAAAAUUCAAUGUUAAACACAUAAAGUUGUUCUGAAAUUUUGUUUUGAAAAGCAGAUUAUGUAUUUCAUAAACAUACAUUGCCCCACAUUUAAUCUCUGAAUAGCACUUUCCUCAGGUUUCUUUUAAAAUACAACACAAAAGUCCAUAUGUGUAUGUAUAGCUGUUUAGAUUUAGAGCAGCGUUGCCUUCUUUCAAAGGGGAGACAACAGCAAAAUUGUCACAGGAAGAAUAGUUCUGUGUCUCAGUUUGAUCUAUGGAAUAAGAUGCACUUUGCCUCUUAAGAGAAAAGUCAGAUAAUGAUUCAGAGACUUCACCAUUCAGAUCUGCAUAUAUAGUUUACUGUAAAAGCUAAUCUUUUCAACCUACCGUACUUCCAGAAAACAGCUGUCGUCUUGUGUAGGCUUGUGAGGAUGUGGAUCCUUAACCUUUCUGUUUUGAGUGUCUACAUUAGUGUUUUAGUUCCUCCUCAUUAUGUUCUGUUGAAUGCACGGCUCUUCAUUGCACUCCUUAACUUUUAUUGGAGAUGCCUAAAUUCUUCUGCAGAAGAUCUGCAGCAAUAAUUUGACAUUUCUUUGCAAUAAACUGUUGAAUUUAAUAUAAUAUUAGCUUAAAGAAAAGCUUUUCAGAAACAUGAUAAUAUUUUACUACCCAUAAUAGAUAAAGCCCACAGUAAUUGAUUGAGUAUAUGGGAAAAUGGCUCCCUUGUCAGCUCCUGAGAAAGGGGUGCAAUUUCUAUGGGAAGCUCCUUUCAGAAGCCAGAUCUUCUGCUGUUGCCUUCAUGGUACAGAAAGGAGAUGUGCUGCAGUGAUUCCUAUGUUACAAGGUAAUGUGAGAAAGGGCCCUGAGUUUUUAGAUUGUUUAAAACUAGUGUGGCUUCAGCUAUAUAGUACCAGUUAGGUAGUUCCUAUAUAUAUAUCAAUGCAUAUUGAGAUUUCCCCAAAGCUUGAAUUACAGUAAAUUUCCAUUUUUCUGGUUAACUUUUGGGUGCUGCUGCAAUUAUAGAAAGUAAAGUCUACCAAUUUUUAAUACCAUUUUUAGGGUUUUUAUUUCCAGUUCCUUUGUUCUGUUUUCUUACUUCUUGUUUUCUUCUGCUGCAUGGUGCAAUGUAACUAUGUUAAAUGGUUUUUGCCUGAUGUGGCAAUCUUUGCUUGAAGACUAGGCCUUUAGGCUGGUUAUGAGGUACUAAAUCUCAAAUUCUUUCCUUGGAUAAGGCCGUCCUUGCCUUAGCUGCAUCUUGGACAUCAAGACAAGUAGGAGAGCGAACACUGACUGGAACGGUUAUAGACAGUGGGGAUGGUGUCACUCACGUCAUUCCUGUGGUAAGUACACAUAAAUAUGGGUGUGGUUUGUGGAACAACACUGCUUCUAAAACUAUCACUAUUAUGGGAAGGAUAGUCUUGGCAGCUCUGUUCAGCAUUUCCCCAGUGAACUAGGUGUUAUAUAUCACACAAGAUUGUGCUAAAAUUAGCAUUUAGGAACAUAUUCUUAUUUUUAUUUUGGAGACAGAAGUUAGAGAAAAUCUGCUUUUUUUUUGCUUUAGGUUUAUAAUUGAACUUUGUAGCUUGAUGAAAGUUUUUAAUAAUUAAAUCUGCAAUGCUCCCAGUAUAAUAUAUGAAGGUAUCCUUCAGCUAAAUCUGAAAAUUUUGUGGGGUUCGUUGCUUUUAAGGAAGACAUGGCGAUCUCUUUGGAAGUGAUGCUGCCACCCCCACAUUAAACAAAAAUCAUGUGGGCAGAAACUAAGCUUCCUGCCCUUCAUCCAGUGUAGAUUUACUUCCCUUAUUUUCUUCCUCCUCCUCCUCUGUCUUACAAGCUGAUGAAAGAGGAAGGCUAUACUGUACCAGACUGAUGAUCCCCUUAUAUAUCUCUGUCUACCAUUAUCUGUUUACACUAUGUUAAAGACACACACCGUGUGUGUGUGUGUGUGUGUGUGUGUGUGUGAGAGAGAGAGAGAGAGAGAGAGAGAGAGAGAGAGAGAGAUCUUCAGAAUUAUUUUAAGUUUGGAUCCUUUAGUUGCAGUAGUGAUAAAUAGCUACCAAAUUUCCCCUCUUUUUCCACAAAAAUAGAAGAGCUUUAAUACUUCCAGGAUUCAUUUCAUUAGGAAUCAGAGUGGAGAGAUUGCUUUGUGUUGUUGUAGAUGAUGCUUUAAUUAAGUGCUGGUAUAAGUUAUGGCAUGUAGAAAAUCCACCAUUAUCUGUUCUGUAAAGGGAAAUAUCCAUGCAACAGAAAGUGCGCGAUUUGAGAUGAUAGUAGAGAGAUGGAAACAUGGGACUUGCUUGCGAUAUGUCCUAUUCAAGUGUUUACAAAUAUGUCUCUAAAAUUUGUAUUUGGGAUUCAGUUCAUUGAAGGAUUUUAUUAUUAUUAUUAUUUACUUUCAGGCUGAAGGUUAUGUGAUUGGCAGCUGUAUCAAACAUAUUCCAAUUGCAGGACGAGAUAUAACUUACUUUAUUCAACAAUUGCUAAGAGAACGAGAAGUAGGAAUCCCUCCUGAACAAUCAUUGGAAACUGCUAAAGCGGUGAAGGUAAUGUAUAUUUUAAAAAGCAAAUAGAUACUUAACGAUUGGCUCAGUAAGACUCAAAAACUGACACAGCAUAUAUAUGUUCUUUGCCACUACUGGUAUUAACUUUAACAAUUCAGAUCAGGUGACAUAUAUUGGAAAUCAAGAUGCUAUCUUGGUGGUAACAAAUUGCCAGUAAUCUAGUUAAUUCUCUGGGCUAGGAGGGUAUUCUAAUACUAAAAAGUACUUAGUUUUGCAUAAUGAAAAGUCAUAAUUACUUUUCUUGAGACUUUUCAUGAUUUUUUUUUUUUAGCAGCUCUAUUAUUACUGACGGAUUUUAAAUUCUAAAGUGUAUGAUGGUAUGGUAUGUAACCAUGGCAAUAGUACAUUUGAGCAUGCAUUUUCCGGAGUUAGCAUCUCCCAACUAAAAAACUCCCACCUAAGAUAGUUUAGGCUGUCAGGUCUCAAGAAUUUUUGCCUAGUGGUGCAUAGAAUUGUGUCUAGCGCUGAGUGCUAAUUAUCUUAAAUGUAUGCAGUUAAUACUAACUGAACAAUUCUCUGGUGUUUUCAUUUGUUUUUGUUUUUUUAAAGGAAGUUUCAUUCCUGUUCCAUUUAAACUGAUCAAAUAUAAAACCUUAGUAGAUUUUUGGAGAUUUCUUUUGUAACUGUCUGCAUCUGAUUUCCAGGAACGCUUUAGUUAUGUCUGCCCUGAUUUAGUAAAAGAAUUUAACAAGUAUGACGCAGAUGGUACCAAGUGGAUCAAACAAUAUACUGGAAUCAAUGCAAUCUCAAAGAAAGAAUUUACCAUUGAUGUUGGCUAUGAGAGAUUCUUGGGGCCAGAGAUCUUCUUUCAUCCUGAGGUAAACUGGUGCAGAUCUUCAUAACGCACACAGAAAUACACUUUUAGUUUUAUCUUCUCAGAAGUAAAUACUGUUGUGCUUGAAUGAGUCUUGUUCCCUUGUAAGUGUGACUUAUGAUUGCAGCUUUCAUUCCAUAAUGUAGGGCAGGUAGUGACUUUCAAAGUUGGAAUUAAAAGCCAGCGUACUUCCACCCCCCCUUUUAAAAUAACCUUAGAACCCAAUUUCUUGGUGCCGAGUUAAUUAUGUUGGCUUUAAUGUUCAACUGAAUCUGUUUUUAACUUUUGAGGAUUGUGAAGCUUUAAGGCAUUUCCCCCAGCUUCUUAAAUGAUACUCAGCUGAAGAAGAAUCUGAGGGUGGAGGUGGGAGGGGAGAUCUAGCUGUUAUCACUAAAAGCCACACAACAUGCUUUGUAUAAUAGUUUCUCUCUUCCCACUUCAAAUUUGAAACCACCAAUCUGGCUUCUGUGGUGAGCUGAGGGAACAGGAAUAAAUAUUUCUUCCAGCUGAUUCCCAUUUUUUCAUGCUGAAUAAAACUGUUUGAUUCAGUGCUUAGCAUCUGAGAUGUGUAGGCGGUCUCCAAAGUGUUCAGUACAAUGCAACAGCAGGGAGAAUGGAAAGGGUAAAGGGAUUGGAAGGCUUACAUUUUCCUGAAUUCCUGUUCUUCAGUAUCUGUAUAUGGUUGUACUUGGUUUUUUACCCUUUCAUUUUUUUUAUUAGUUUCAAAUGAUCUUUAUUAUUAUAACCCAGGACCUUUGAGAAUAAGUGGUACUUUACAGAGGCACAUAAGCAGGCAGAAGCUGCCUCAAAUUUACAGUGUAAAAUAGCCAUUGGGGAAGACUGUAGAGGCUGGUGAGGGAGAGACGAGAACAAAGAUUAUUUUUCAGAGUAAAUACUGAGUCUAUUUUUUGAAUUAGAAUUUACCUUCAAUUAAACUAGUGCUUCUUUUUCCAUAGUGUUUCUCACAUUGUUGUGUCUUAGUUUUUUCCAUCUUGCUAAAUUCAUCUCAUCUAGCUUCCUUAAUGCUUUCUUUAGAAAUCUGCAAUAAUCUACACUUGCCUCUAAUAUGUUAAAGAGAAGGCUGAUGCUUCAGUAUUAUGUAUGGAAAACGAAACCUGUUUGUAUUUGUUUUUUUAAAUGCUGCAUUAAGCAAUAAAAUUACUUGUAACCUAAUCAGUUCUUUGCUGAAACAUACUUCUGUUUUUAGUUUGCUAAUCCAGACUUCACACAGCCUAUCUCAGAAGUAGUAGACGAGGUAAUUCAGAACUGUCCCAUUGAUGUUAGACGUCCGCUAUAUAAGGUUAGUAAAGCUAAAUAAUGUUUGUGUGUAUGUGUGAGAAAGAGAGAGAGAGGUUUUUUCAGAAUAUAUCUCUGCCUACUUGCUAAAGAGAUCUCAAUUCUUCCGUUGAAAGCACAAUAAUGGGCUAUGUUACAAGUGUAAAAAGCUGCCGUAUGCAGUCUGACAAGUGACCCACCUAGCUUAGGGUCUACACUGACUGGUAGUGGCUUUCCAGGGUUUGGAGCAGGGUGGUCCAAAUUUUCAUACCAAGUGGGCCUUGGGACACGGCUGGUGCUGUGGCCUAAACUACUGAGCCUCUUGGGCUUGCCGAUCAAAAGGUCGUGGUUCGAAUCCCCAUGACGGGGUAAGCUCCUGUUGCUCGGUCCCUGCUCCUGCCAACCUAGCAGUUCGAAAGCACGUCAGUGCAAGUAGAUAAAUAGGUACUGCUGCAGCGGGAAGGUAAACGGCGUUUCUGUGCGCUCUGGUUUGCAUCACAGUGUUCUUCUGCACCAGAAGCAGUUUAGCCAUGCUGGCCAGAUGACCUGGAAAGCUCUCUGUGGACAAACACCAGCUCCCUUGGCCUGAAAGCGAGAUGAGCGGUGCAACCCCAUAGUUGCCUUUGACUGGACUUAACCGUCCAGUGGUCCUUUACUUUACCUUUUACCUUACCAAGUGGGCCACAAUAAUACUUAGACAUGGAACCCCCAGGCUGCACACUGCCAUGUCACACAGGGGUUGGGGAACAAGGCUAAAAGUUGGUGCCCCCUCCCCAGUCCUCAUGCUUCCUUUCCAAAGCUUUACCAGAAGGUGCCAAGGACUGAACUUAGACCCCUUUGUGUGCUAAGUAUGUGCACAUUUAUCCGUGAUUAGCCCUUCACUAAUGUACAUGUGGAUAUUGUAAAUAAUGUAAUUCACAGAAUGAAAUAUAUUGUUAAACUAUAACUAGAAACAAAAUGUGAAAGGGUUAGGUUGUAUCCCCUGCUGCUGUUCCACUAUUAUAAGCAAACUUCUGCUUGUGCAACAGAACUUCUCCUUCCCCUCUUACUCUCUGGUUGGAAGACCCUCUGGAGGAGGUUUUGAGGGGGAGAAGAGUGGAAUGAAUUUUGGCAUGAUCAUUUAGGAACGUUUGUUGUGUUGCAUAGCUUUUAAAAUUGGGCUGACUCAGAACAAACUUAUUAAACAAGUUAUUUAAUAAAUUUCUAGAUGAAAGUGCACUUUAAGUAUCUAAACAUCUGUAGUAAUUUGUAAUCUAGCCUUUCUUUCAUGGGGUGCUCAGCUUAACACUGAUUGUAAAGCCAUAAAAUUCUCAGGCUAUCUGUAAAAUUCCUAUUUGUGAAAUAAUUUGUCUCAAUCUCUUAAAUUGAGCAUGUAUGGCUCAAGCAUGGCCCUGUUCCUUGCUGUGACUGUUUUGCAGUCAUUACAGCUGCCUUCACUCCUUAUUUUCAGAAACUGAUUCCUAACAUCCAGUGUUGUUAAGUAAUACAACUUUUGUGUGUACAAUUUAGAAUAUUGUCCUCUCUGGAGGCUCCACAAUGUUCAGGGACUUUGGUCGCCGUUUACAACGAGACUUGAAAAGAACUGUUGAUGCCAGACUGAAACUCAGCGAGGAACUGAGUGGUGGCAGACUGAAGGUUUGUUUCUUUAGUUAAGACGUUUCACUUGUAUGUGUAGUUCGUUGUGCUAGUUUACGUCACAUCUCUAAAUGGAAUCCAAUAAGAAAGCCAUUAAAUUGUGUCAUCCUCAUUUUGAACUGUAUCAAUCUCCUCAUCUUUAAUUACCAUAUAUACUCGAGUAUAAAGCCAACUUUUUCAGCACAUUUUUAUGCUGAAAAAGCCCCCCUUGGCUUAUACUUGAGUGAAGCGCGCGGUGGCGGCGGAGGGACGAGCGGCCCGAAAGGAGCCCUUUUGGGCUGCUUGUUCUUCUUCCGCUGCUGCCGCCACCACCAGGUUUGUGGUGUGGUGAACCUGCUUAUACUCGAGUCAAUAAGUAUUUCCAGUUUUUUGUGCUAAAAUUAGGUGCCUCGGCUUAUACAGUGGUACCUCGGGUUACAUACGCUUCAGGUUACAGACUCGGCUAACCCAGAAAUAGUACCUCGGGUUAAGAACUUUGCUUCAGGGUGAGAACAGAAAUCGUGUGGUGCUGGCAGCAGCGGGAGGCCCCAUUAGCUAAAGUGGUGCUUCAGCUUAAGAACAGUUUCAGGUUAAGAACAGACCUCCGGAACGAAUUAAGUACUUAACCUGAGGUGCCACUGUAUUUGGGUCGGCUUAUACUCUAGUAUAUACGGUACUUUCCACAUUUGUGAAGGUUUCAUUUUGAUGGCUACAGGCAUUUAUCCUGUCCGUGAUCUUGAAAACUAGUAGUGGUUUUGGAGAUGCAGCUGUUGCCACUUUUGUGGAGAAUGGAUACUCCUGUUUCAAUGUUUAUUGCAGCAGAUGGAUAACAAAUAGAAUUUGCCAGUUUCCUCAGAAAAAUAAUAAAAAGCAUUUAUUUCAAGUCUGCUGGCAACAUGAGGCUUAUUAAAUUAUAGAACUGCUUUCAGUACUGUGUAUUGUUUUUGGUUGGUGAAUAAGUGCUUAUAUUGGAAACUACCUUUUGUUACAUAAGAAGAGCCUGCAAGAUCAGGCCCGCGGCCCAACUGGUUCAGCAUCCUGUUCUCACAGUGGCCAACCAGCCUGAAAGCAGGAUCUGAGUGCUUUACUGGCCUGACCACUUCAACUUUACUGUCCUGUACUUUCCCUCUGGCACAACAGAUUGGAAAUGGCAAGAGGCAUGUUAUAGUGGCUUCUGUGAGAGAAGGGAGAAAUAUAUUGAGGUGUUUUUUAUGACUUUAGUACCUGGGGAAUAAGUGAUUUCUAGAUUCUGCCUGUUUUCAACCAUGUAAACCCACAAGAAGUAUCUUGUGGCAUUUUUGGGAGAAAGGGAAAAGUUCACACUUGUAAUAUAGAGAACGUUAAUGGCUGGCAGUGAUUUCCCAGGGUUUCAGGUAGAGGUUUUUCUUACACGUAUGACCCAAUCAUUUUAGAUAAAAAUAUUGGGGCUGGGACAUGGGACCUUCUGCAUGCAAAGUCAUGUGCUCUUCCACUGUGCUGAGAAAACAUAUAUAUCUUGAAACUUAUUCAGAUUAGUGCAUUUGAGAGAAUUUGAUUAAAAACUGUUUUGCCUGACAGUUAAAUAUUCUUAAAACUGGGGUUUUGCUACAGCCAGUGAAAAAAAAAAGAAGUGUCUGUAAUGGCAUUUUAUUUAAAACAGUACUCUGUACUGAUUUUAUUUUCUCUUGUAGCCCAAACCCAUUGAUGUACAAGUUAUCACACACCAUAUGCAAAGAUAUGCUGUCUGGUUUGGAGGAUCAAUGUUGGCUUCCACAGUAAGUUGACAAAAGGAAAAAGAAAUCUGAAGAGAACUUUUCUCACAUAUAUUUUGACCUGUAUUCACUGUCACUGUUUUCCACUUUAUCCAUGGUAUAUGUUUAUAGGACAAGCCCCGUCAUGGUGCUUUAAAAAGUGCUCCUAUUUUUUUUGGGGGGGGGGGAUACUGCCUGGAACCUUUUAUAAAUAGACUUUCCAAAAUAUUUGUAACUUAUGAGGAGCUUCCUUGAAAAAUGUAAAUGCAUGGGGGAAGAACUUUUCACACUGUCUAUUGUUUAUCUGUUCCUAAUUUUUUUCAGAAACAUCUUUUUAAGGCAGUGUUGUCUUGUGUUACAUAAGCUAUAAUACAGGCACGAAACUGAGACAGGUGCUUUAAUAACAAGUUUUAAUAUAUUGCAAGUGUAACCUAAAAGUGACAAAAAUAUAUUUUUAGUGAAAAUAUUCCCUUUUAUCUUCUUUUCCCCCCAGCCUGAGUUCUACCAAGUAUGCCACACCAAAAAAGAUUAUGAAGAAAUUGGUCCUAGCAUCUGUCGUCACAACCCAGUUUUUGGAGUUAUGUCUUAAAUCCGACCUGCCAUGAGUUGGAUCUAGGGAGGCUGGGAGAUGGAGGGUCUUUCUCAAUACAUGUUUGUCUGGAUGGCCGGUAUUAAGAUAACAAAACAUGACUUGAAAAUAAGAAAAAAAAAGACCAAACACAAUUAAACAGGAAUAUUUUAAUAAGUGUCUCAACAUGCAGAUGUAGUGGGAAGCCAAAAUGAUUCCAAGUGUUUUUUUUCCUUUCGAUUGAAUAUUUGAUCCUGUGCGUAAACAAAACAAAAGAAGUGGGUUUUUGUUCUUUCUGUGCCCUGAUAUUUUGUAUAUUAAUGGAAUAUCCAAGAUUUGAUGGGAUUUGAUGGUGUGUAGAUAGUCAGCUCUAUAAUUCUUCAAUUGUACUCUUACACGUGUACAAUGAGAGAGCUUGUUUAUAUUUCAUACUUUUUUAUACGUUGAGAAAAAUAUCAGUGAAUGAAAGAAAUGUAAUAUUUGACAAGAGAAAUACCAGUGACCAAUUUGAGAUGAAUAAAAAUAAUAAUAAUGCCCACAUGAAGCUUAAUCAUGUGAAUCUCUAGUAACUUCAAAUUAUGACCAAUCUUAAAACUUGGGUUCCACACACAAUGCAACUUGGCAAGUGCUUAUGGAACUAAGGAGCUAGAAUCUUGGAUUAACCGAUGCCUGCUAGUGCUUUCUGAUUACUCGGUGCAUUUUCAUUCUAUUUCUUGCUUUGGGGGCGGGGGGAAGUAAAGACAAGACUGUUGGACCAGUAUUGCAGUUCUGUAGUGUCAUUUCUAAUUACAACCAAAUAUUCAAGUUAUCAAAAUAGGUGUAUUCCACCAUUCCAAUAAAGACACAAAAAUUCUUUUUAAUGUUUGUCUGAGGCCUUUCAGUCUCAUUGCUUGAUCGUUUGAAGGUCUCUCUCUCUCUCUAGUUUGCCAUGGCAGUUAUUAAAUAAUUUUAAGGAGACAAAAAUGGAACAGGUAUUGUGACACAAAUAUGAAAGUGGUGCAUGUGUCUGUGAUUUUAGUUCAACAGCAUACAGAAGUGCAUAUGCAAUUUAUAAAAAUUUAGCUUUCAUUAACAUUUUCUCAUUAUGUUUUGGUAAAUAAUGCUGCUGUAUUUUGGGGGUAUUGUUGAUUUGCUACUGCAGGAUCCAGGGGGUGAAUUAUAUGGCUUCUGUAUAUACUGUUAUCUAACAAGGAGCUGGUAUGACAUGGCUGACUAUACAAAUAUUUAGAGCAAAAUACGUUGCCCUUUGUGGAGCUGCUGAUCAGUGUAUUGCCAAUUUAGUUUUAGCCCCGCUCAUUCACCUUUUGAUCAACUUGAGGCCAUGGGUCCUGAGUGAGAAGGGAGAUUGAAAAAUUGGAAUGUUCCCAAAAAAUUAAAUUGGAUUUUUAAAGAGUUUUGAAAUUUCUGUUAGUGUGUGUUGGAUCCGGGCUUCACAGAGCCUGAUUUCUGCUGAUGAGCCAGACACUUCAUGGCAGGUGGGGAAGGCAAAUUUCAUUAGUAUAACUUUUCAUUUGCAACACCUGUGUUCCCUGAAAAGCUGUUCUGCAUAGACAGGAGACCUCCUGCAACAGCAUGGGAGGUGGUUCUGGGAGUUGCAGAGGAAGGUGGAAUAUAUGAAAAUCACACAUGCCCUUCCUGCAGUAUGAGUCUCCAUUGGAUAUAUGGGCUGUGGUGUGAGAGAGAAUCACCAUAAAUCAGGUGAAGGAUACUUUGCACAAGCAGAUCUCCCUUCUCAGGUGAUUUCCAUUUGUCCCACUGCCACCUCAUACAACAUACUCCACACUGUUCAGAGGGCCCCAGACUCACUGGAUAGGCUUUCCAAGAGCCACAGCGACUGUAGAGGGAAAGAAGUCCAGGGAGAAAUGUGAAAUGCCUUCUGCUCAGGUAACUACCGAAUAUAAUCUCUACUAAAGACAGGUGCAAUGAACUACUUGAAUAACAUUUCUGCAUAUGUUCUCGAAAGCUAUUCCAUUGGUUUGAACACUUUUAUUGUAUUUUCAAGUCUACAAACGAAGAUGUGUGGAUUUCUUCUACUGAAAUGUAGUUUAAUGAAUAAUGAUGUAAGUAUCCUAUGUGUUACAUACCAGUAGUAAAGGAUGACAGUGGAAUCAGCUUUGCAAAACAAUAAGAUAAUUUUACCACUAAUAAAUUGUUGCAUACAGAUGCUCAAUAUAAGAUUAUUCAUAAUGCAAACUAUUUAAACAACCAGGAUAUCAAAUUGAUUCCUCAGUAACGGUUGUUUCUUGCUUUCCCCAAGAAAGCUGUCAGCUAAGUGGAAACUCUGAACAAUUUUUUAGGCAGAGUCCCUAAACCUCAGCAUCUAAAGAGUUAGCCGUUGGCCUUCAUGCUUGUAGACCAGCACCUUGAUCUCUUCUGUCAUUUUGUGUAUAAAAAAUACUCAACCUUAAUGUAUUUUAUGUGAAUUUGCCAUAUUUGCAUGCCCCCUGGGGCAGGAACACUUUUAAAAAAUCGUGGCAAUGAUCUGAAAACUUAAUAAGGUACAACUAGAAAGGAAAGUUCUGCCAUGGCUGUACUGUACUGAAUCUUUGCUAAUAAGUUGUUCCUUAAGGGUGAUAUCUAAGUCAUAUUCAGACUCAUUGAAAUCAGUGGGCUUAAGUUAUUUUGUGUAUGACUAAUGUUGACUAUCACCCAACAUUAUGCUAGUUUUCUGUUAAUCCUGCAGUGUUUUGUUUUUUUAAAAAAACCCACAAGAAGUGGAAUUAUUAACUACAGACUUUUUGUUAUGAAAGGGUAUUGACCCACAAGAAAAACAUCAGUCAAGGACUGUUGUCUCUGGCUGGGUGAAGUCAAAUUCAAAAGCAUGUGGAGUUUGCAGCAUUGCACAGUUGCUUUGUAGUAUUUAUUUUUGCCCCACCCCAUCUCUGUGUAUGUACCAACCCUUCUCUUGCUCAUGCUCUGAGUCACCCCCUUUCUCAACACUGCGUUAAAUUAGGCUGAGAGUAGUACUGUAGGUUCCUAGCCAGGAGCUAAACUGUCAGUGGCUAUAUUGCCUAGUUAGAAGCCCAUGGGAAGCUUGAAUAUUUCCAUUGAAAACAAAACAAAAAACUGAUUUCCCAGUCCAGUGCCUUAAUCAAAUAUCAAUAUUGUGCAGUAUUCAGUUAUAAAAAAUGUGUGUACCUAAAUUAUGAAGCUCAAUUGUUUUAAUACAUUUGAUCAUUUGGGCUCUGACUAUCUCACAACUGUAGUGGAUAUGGAAGCAGAGUUUCAGGUGCUAGGUAAUUGCUAGGAAUUGGUAUAGGAGAACAAAUGUGAUGGUCCGCGUGCCUGUUGUGGUGCAAGAGAACCCCAAGCUUAAGUGAUACAGUGAUUUAACUAAAUCCUUGUAUGGGAAACUCGUCAUUUUCCUAUACUAGGAAGGGAAGGAAUCGUGUAGGUUUACACAUGAUUCGAAAGAGAUUGUUGUGUAUGUAUAAAAAGGCAUCUAAUUUUUAUUAAAUAAUAUAUUAUUAUUUAAUUACCUGCCCUUCAUGCUAAGGUCCCAGGGUAGGGAUUACAACAUUCAAACACAAUAGUAAAAACAAAUUACAAUCACAAGAAUAAAGUGGGUCCUAAAAAUAUACAUCUAAAGUGUCAAAAGUCAGGGUGAAGAGAUGCAUCUUCAUUGGAAGCUGUAUAAUGAAGGUGUUUGAUGCAACACAGGUGCACACAUGUGUGUGUGAGAAAGCGCACAUUCUAUAUGCUUCCUUAAUAUUUAUAUAUGACAUAAUCUCAAACAUUCAGGUCUUGUGGUUAUCUGGGACAUAUCUGCAUUCUUAUGGACAAGUCCUAACAGUGUGUGGCUGUCUGUGGCAACUUCAGCAAAACUGUUAGUGCAACUUCAGUCUUCCCUGCUUAAGAAAGUGAAUAACACAUCAUACAAUUGUCAUAGAGCAUCAUAUGAUGAUGACAGUAGGUGGGGUUAUAGAAUACGGCAGAUAAGAUCAGCACAGGCUGCCCAUACAAUCAAAGGUAUAUAUUGUUAUUAGAGGGUUUUAUUAUGCUGAAAGGAAUAGCCCUUAUGAAGAUCUGUCUCUGUUUAGUUGCACUUGUGUAUUCCAAAUAAAUGCAGACAAGAUUUGGAUCCUACUGACCAAACCUGUCACUUAAAGCUUAACUGGUUGUGUGUUGCAGAGGGUAGCUGGUACUUUAUUAAUCGGCUUUUGUUUCCUGAGGCAAAUCAAAUUCCAUUGGUUUUUGCUUAUAUAGAGUUUUUCUAUAAUACUGACAUGUCCUAUUAGUAAGGUCUGUGAAGAACAGUGAUUACACCUGAACCAAGUUUCUGUGCUAGAACAUCAAAGUCUGCAAAAAAUACCUAAUCCAAAACUAUUCUUUGUUUCCUUAACUCUGUUAAUUAAAUUAGUGGGCAUAAAGAUCUGCCAUAUCACAAUGGUACAAAUAUGCUGCUAUGUAAUAAAAUCUUGCUGCUCUCUGCUACAGGUAAUCUUAACAUUCAUUUUGUUGUUAAUUUAAUGGCUGUUUGAGCAGUGAACAAAAACUCACACGUGACCAAAUCAAACACUGUAAAAAGCACCUAUGAUACAGUAAUUAACAGUACAUUAGAAACUUGAUGUGGCUCAAUAGACUUCUUUGUAGGUCCUUAGCCACUGUCAGUGUUUCCAAGGAUACUAGAUAAUCACAGGUGUUAGAAAAACAUUGUUUCAAGUCCCUACUGCUUCCGCUGAAAGUUUUAAUUACCUAGUGGUAUUUUAACAAUCUCUAUUUUCUUCUCCUCUCUACUUUAGGAAUACUGACUUUUCCAUUGUCUAUAAAGAAAAAGGUUAUGUUCAUACUAGAACAUUGCACACUGCUAUCUUAUCUGUACAUAUUUUGUAAUAUCUGCUGUGACUUUACAUCCCAGCUGAAACUAGAAAAUCUUGUCUGCAAUUUUUAACCUCCUUCUAGCUUGAGGCCCGGUAAAUGCAAAACUCUUGGCAAUCUCAGUGAAGUUGUCUGUGCUUGUAGGCGAGAUUGGUUCAUCAUGUUUCUCCUGAACAUCCAUAUCUUCAGAUCUAUUAAAUACCACUCCUUAUGUCAAUAGUGAGACCAUCUGAUUGUGUGAUGCCACUUUUGGCUGACAUUUUAGCUGGUAUCCAAAAAAGAAAAUUGAUAAGUCUUCCGUGUCUAAAAGGGCUUGGCAUUCAAAGAAGGAUACUGAAAUGAUGCUUCAAUAAUAAGCCUGAAAUAUUUUACAAACUAUUGGCAUUCACAUUCUGUUAUACAUCAUGUAGCCCCUACCAGAGGUACUGUGUGGUAGCUUAAGGGUUUGGUUUUUCUCAACAUGGAUUUCAUAGUAGUAGGUGUACAUGCCCUGUCUCCCACCUCAUUCUGUACAUCUGGGGUGGGGAAUCUCCAGAUGUUGGACACCAACUCCCAUCAGCCGCUGCCAUCAUGGCCAAUGGUCAAAGAAGAUGGGAGUUGUCAUCCAGCAACAUCUAGAGGCCCAACAGGUACUUUGUCCUUGCAAUGCAUGGUUGGAGUAGAAUGCUAAGACACUUGCCUCCACACUGCAUGUACGGUCUACAGGCUGGCUCAAUGUGAGAACCCUCUCUUGACUUUCAACUCCAUUUUCUCUUUUUCAGUUGCAUUUCUCUAAAGCUAUCAAACUAACUUGUUGUUUAAUGUCUUGUGCAAAGCUCUCUUCUAAUUUUUGGAAGGAAUAUCUAAGCCUAUACUUACCUGUAUGACACUAUAAAAAGUACAAUGUAAGGUGUGGGAAUCCAAGCCAGUAAGACCUGAGGUUUGUGUGUAGCCUUGUUUUGUCUGCUAAAACACUUAGGAAAUAAUGAUCUGGCUAUGUCACUGGUGCGUCUUCUGCAGGACAGGUUUCAAAUACUUGUUAUUCGUACCCUUGGAUGUGUAAAGUGGCUUAUCGUGGAUUACCUUGUUCAUUAAAAGAGCACUCCUUUCCU